Phaeodactylum tricornutum CCAP 1055/1 is the source of this 1927-nucleotide messenger RNA. RefSeq lists its product with no specific name. Gene Ontology annotation, molecular function: metal ion binding; phosphatidylinositol binding. The record is from RefSeq and is a predicted model, not a curated record. Bases 159 to 1838 code for a protein of 559 amino acids. The transcript has a single exon. Lineage: Eukaryota; Bacillariophyta; Bacillariophyceae; Surirellales; Neidiaceae.
UGUUGUUGUGGAAGCUUUCUUACUUUGAUAAAGACAUUCCUUGUGUGAUCUUCACGUCAUCUCUUUAGAACUGAUCCGUCACCGACGACAAUCUGGGCUAGCGAGGAGAACAUUAGCGAAGAUACCGUAUCCGUAUUCGAAUUCGAGGACGGAUCAUUAUGGCGGAAAAAGCUACGAUUGCACAGAUUCCUCCGGAACAAGUCGGACACGAAGAUCUGGCCGACGAGCACGCACUACAGAAAGAACAUGAACAAGUUACCGCGGAGUCAAUUGCCAACGAAUUCAGCGUCACUUCGGUUGCUUCCGUCAGUUCUCCCUGGCAGUUUGACGAUCUGGCUUUGUCUUGCCGUCGCUGCAACAGCGAAUUCAAUCUUUUGAACCGUCGUCACCACUGUCGAUUCUGCGGACACGUCUUUUGCGGUAAAUGUUCCGAUCAACGCGCUCUGAUUCCCCCGUCCUCCAUCGUCCUCGUCCCCAGAGGAGGUAAACGCGCCAAGCCACGAUCGGCGAUGCAAGAUUCAAUUUCCUUCAGUCCCGACGAAGACCCCGAUCGUAUGUUGACCUACGUCUCUUCGGGAGCUGCCGCUGGUGACGGUCUAUCCAGAACACCCGAAUUGCUGUACGGCAAGGGGCUGGAAGAACGCUUUCAACUCGCCCGGGAACCUUUACGUGUCUGCCAGCCCUGCUAUCAACAGUUGAUUCCGGUCCAGGAAGACCUACGCGCCAAUUCCAACGCGAUGCGCUUCAAUAUGGUGGAUCCCACUGAUGCGCGCCGCUUGUUCAAUUCACCGCUCGCUUUUACCCUGGGUCACGAAAUUCGCAAGGCUUCCUACACGCUUAACAAUUUGUUGCCGCUUCCGAAGCGUAUGGGCGCCUUGACCACCACGAGCGCGAUGCGGCCUGCCCGAGGCGGAAGGAAUCCUUACCAUCCCAACGAUUUGUAUCCAGAUUCGUACGACGAUGCUACUAGCGAGCUACAACAAUGCCAAGAAAAUUGCUCCACCAUUUCUCCUAAUCUGGGUGAUUUGGACGGGGUGCGUAUUCCGGCUCGACUCUUGGAGCAAGCGCGCGGAAUUGCCGUCUUGACGGUCAUCAAAACUGGCUUUGGCUUGGCCGGACUCGAAUUCGGUACCGGCUUGGCUGUGGCUCGCCUUGGUACCGAUCGCUGGAGUGCACCGUCGGCGAUCGGAACCGCUGGUUUAUCCUGGGGGGCCCUGGUGGGGGCCCAAAUCUCUGAUCACGUGUUUUUGCUCAUGACGGACCAAGCCGUCGAAAUGAUGUUCCGACAAGGCUCAGUCCAGCUGGGGGCCGACGUGGGAGUCGCGUUGGGUCCCCUGGGACGCGCCGUCGAAGCGGAUUUUGCCACGUCUCCCGGCAGUAGCGGUGCACCCAUCUACACCUACAGUCUUUCGAAAGGACUAUACGCGGGUAUUUCCUUGGAUGGGAAAGUGGUCGUGACGCGUGACCGCGUGAACGAAAAGUUUUACGGUGGAGCCGUUACAGGGACAGAAAUUUUGCAAGGAAUCAUUCCUUCACCACCAGCGGCGCAGCCGCUGUACGACGCCUUGUCUCGAUGUCAUUUUUACGCGACGGGCAACGCCAUGCGGAACGCACACACCAACAGCGCCACCGUGGCUCGACCGAACUAUCCUCCGAGAGAUCCCGUCAUGGGAGAAUACGGUGAAAUGGAACCCCAAGCGAACAUGCCUUACGACCAUCACCACAGUAACAGUGACUCUAAUUUGUACAGCAGCAACGCAAGUCCCAUGCCUCCGGCUGCCGCCGAUCAACAUUCCUACGCUGGAAUGAGUGACGUGACGAGUGAUGUCGGAUACUAGUCGAGGUCGCAGCUGUGGUGCUCAAAUGUCGGAAUGCGUGUUAAAUAGAAGUAACAAGACUUUCUAUUAGUUCUUACGGUUCGUACAUU